Molecule: messenger RNA, 573 nt
Organism: Cotesia congregata
Lineage: Eukaryota; Metazoa; Arthropoda; Insecta; Hymenoptera; Braconidae
Source: the annotation of a GenBank genome assembly
AUGAACGUCGACCACGUAAUACAGUUAUCAAAAGCUAAGAAAGCCUGUAGAGCUAACCACAGGAUUUUCUACAACUCAAAUAUAGAACCAAAAGCCAAGAUCAUCUGCUACCAACUACUGGUCCGACUCAUAAUCUCAUACGCAGCUCCAGUCCUGUGGAACACUGGCCCUUCGGUAAUGGAACACUAUAGAAGAUUCGAACGAUCCUGCCUGAGAGCCUGUUUAGGCAGAUAUCGAACUGUAGACUCUAACUUCACCAAGCGCAUUGACAACAAAUCCAUCUACGAUACAGCCAACAUCUCAAGGUUCGAUACUUUCUGUCUGACACUCACACGAAAUUAUUUCAGCAAUGUAUAUCAAAUAAAUAAAGAUCUACUCAACAAGCUGAAGGUAGAAAACAACACCAUGGUUCUACGAAUGGCCAAAAGCAACUACUCUCCGCCUGAACUUUUCACGAACCUUGAUAGACUGGGUCUCAUUCAGGACAGUGAUAAUAUACCAGUUAUAUGCCAUAUCCAACGCCACUGCGCAAGAAAGGCAGUAUUCACUGAUACCGAUAUUCCUAAAGACUAA